Molecule: messenger RNA, 993 nt
Organism: Guillardia theta CCMP2712
Lineage: Eukaryota; Cryptophyceae; Pyrenomonadales; Geminigeraceae
Exons: 2
Coding region: 1-993 (330 amino acids)
Source: RefSeq, a predicted model, not a curated record
AUGUCCACCUCUCCUUCGUUGGCUCCUCAGCAACCCACCACCAGUGACUCCGCCACUACCUCUCCUGUGAUCAACAGGGCGGCCUACCAGACCUCCUCCCUCAUCCCGGGCGGCAUGGUCUACCCCGGCGGCUACAUGCUCUCCGGAAACGUUGGAACUUCUGACGUCACCACCACCACCGGACUCACUGGCAUGACCUACGGCAGCUUGCCCAUGGGCUACAGCACCGCCUACACCUCCUUGGCUGCCAGACCAGUGACCCAGGUUACCAGCCUUCCGGUUCAGAGCGUCGUGAGCGCCCCCAAGGUUCACACUGUCACCGAGAGCCAGCAGGUCGAGCAGACUGUCCCCAAGUACGAGUACGAGACCCGCCCCAUCAUCGUCCCCACCCUCGUCCCUGUGGAGAAGACCAUCAUGGAGACCAAGCUUGUUCAGGUUCAGGUCCCCAAGAUCAUCACCACCCAGGAGCUCCAGAACGAGACCCGCUACAUCCAGAUCCCCAGACCUGUGUUCGAGGAGAAGAGGAUCAAGGUCAAGCGCCCCACGGUUGUGUAUGAGGAGCACGAGAUCGUCACCACCCAGCAGGCCUUCGAGACCCGAUCUGUCUCUAUCCCUGUUACCCGCACCUACACCACCACUGAGCAGGUUGUCACUGGCACCACUCCUACUGUUCAGACUGCUUCCUACACCACCGGUGCCUACCAGACUGGAACCGCCUAUCAGACCGGAGCUACUUAUCAGACCACUGGCACUGGCUACACCGGAUACACCACCGGAUCAUACAUGUCUGGAUAUCCCUACAGCACUGGCAGCGUCACCGGCACCACCGGCGCUACAGGCAUGACUGGAAGCGUGGGACAGUGGCAAACCCUUGACGGACAGCCUCUUCCUGCUGCACUUCUCAGCCAGCUCAGCAGCGGAUUGUACUCCACCAACGCUUCCAACACUGGUGCCAGCCCCGCUGCUCCUGCCAGCGGCGAGACCAAGCCUUAA